GUUGUUGCCGUCACUAAGGCCAGCUGAUUCAUUUUAACCAAAAUAUUCGCAAAUAAAAUAAAAUUCCGGUUGCAGUUAAAGCGAAAAAUGCACACAAAAUGAGCGUCAUGGCCCACAAUGACUCGGAUGAAGUUCGCAGCGCUGCUCAUCUAAUCUUGUCGAAUGCACGAAACAGUUCUGCUAUUGCGUUUCAUGAUAUGUCGCGACCACAUUCCAUUAAUUUAAUUACGGAAGACUUUCUUGCUGGUUAUAUGCAAGAUGGACGCAUGUCAGUGGUGCGACGGUUCUUUUGUUUAUUUGUUACAUUUGACCUGGUGUUUGUAUCUUUGCUUUGGUUAAUUUGUAUAGUGAUUGAUGGCGACAAUAUAUUCCAGGCAUUCCACAAGCAGGUCAUGCAGUAUACUAUCUACACAUCGCUUUUUGAUGUCGUUGCUACAGCUCUUUGUCGAUUUAUUGUAUUAAUAUUUUUUUACGCCAUGUUGUAUAUUAAUCAUUGGUCCAUUAUAGCACUGUCAACGAGCGGAUCGUGCCUCUUUCUUAUAGCAAAAGUGUUUGUUUUUGAUUGGGUGCAUUCUAAACAACAAGUAUUCGAUGUGAUCCUCGUUAUAACUUCAUUUAUUCUUGCCUGGGGGGAAGCCUGGUUCUUGGAUUGUAGGGUCAUACCCCAAGAGCGUCAUGCCCGCCACUAUUUUAGGACAGCACUUAACACCAACACCAGCAAUCGUUCUUUUUUAACACAGCCAGCCAUCUUGAGUGUGAAUGAGCAUCCGCCACCAUCAAGUAUGUUUUAUUCACCAUUGGAUACGGCCCACCAAUCUGAUGACGACGAAGAAGAGCAGGACUUCGAGUAUCAGCAAAUGGGUUUAGAUUGCCUACGCAAGGCAUUCGAGCUUAUCGAAGGCGGCAAUUGGAAGGUGGAAAAGGUUACUCAUAAGGGAGACACUAUACACAGCACUCAACGUGAAAAAAUUGGCAAAGUUUAUAAAUUAACAGCUCGUAUUAAAUAUCCGGCAAAGGAACUAAUGGAAGAUCUUUUUUAUCGAAUUGAAGAUUGCCCCAAAUGGAAUCCUGCUCUAUUAGAGAGUCGAAUAGUACGCAAAAUAAACUCGUACACGGACAUUACCUAUCAAGUCUCUAUUGGAGGUGGAGGCGGCAUGGUGAAAAGCAGAGACUUUGUGAAUUUACGUGCAUGGCGUAUGUUUUACAAUGGCAAAAUUUGCGAUGACGACGAAAUUUCUAAACUGAGUAGCGAAGAUGAUGAAUUCGAUCAUGAUAGCUUCCUUAAUCGUUCUUGUGAAGGCAGUGUCAGCACCGUAUCUGAUGGUGAAUCGCAAGACACACCUGUCCAGGGCAGCGUAGGCAGCUGUCGAGCAAAGUUUACCAGCGGACAAUCAUCAUCAAAUGCAGCUGCACAAUACGACACACUAAGCAAAAGCCUUGGAGCAAAGAGUUUAGGAACAGCCUUAACGUUUGACGUCGAGCCACCACCAUUUGAUGAAUUUGAAGACGCUAAAGAUACAGAGAUAAAGACGGACACUACACUGCCCGACGGUGUUGGAAAAACGAAAGACAAAGUAUGGGUUAGCGCUGCAAUUAGUGUUCAGUAUGCUUCUGAGCCACCAACAUCAAAAUACACAAGAGGGGAGAAUAUUGUUUCAGGCUUUGCCUUUCGAGAAAUAAUUGGAAAAUCAGAUAGUUGUAUAUUGGAAUGGGUGCUUUGUCUGGACCUAAAGGGCUAUAUUCCUCGCUAUGUGUUGGAUGCCGCUCUAACGUCUUCGAUGAUUGAUUAUAUGACAAACUUGCGCAAGCAUGUAACUGAAUUAAAAACAAAAGGUAAACGUCGCGCUACAAAGCCGUAGCUAUAGAACAAUGACUUAGAUUUAAGUUUUAAAACCAAAUGGUAUCUCAAGCGUGUGCUCUAAAAUAUUGUAUCAAUGUACGCUAAACAAGAUUACAAUACAUCAUAUUUUUUGUAAUUUAAUGCAUAAUUAUCUAAAAUGGACUGCGUAAGUAUUUGCGUUGGAAUAAAUAUGGAUUGUAUAAUAAA
Molecule: messenger RNA, 2047 nt
Organism: Drosophila willistoni
Lineage: Eukaryota; Metazoa; Arthropoda; Insecta; Diptera; Drosophilidae
Gene: Start1
Product: steroidogenic acute regulatory protein-like
Exons: 12
Coding region: 99-1859 (586 amino acids)
Molecular function (GO): lipid binding
Source: RefSeq, a predicted model, not a curated record